UUUACUUCUUACUUUCUCUUUCUCCUGUGGUGCAGUGUUUUCCUCGCCACUUUUCACACCGCCCUAUGAACAAAAGAACCUUAAUCGACUUUUCUUUCAUGAAGCAUUAAAUUAGCUGGGUGGCAUCUACCAUGUCUCUUCGUUUUCCAGCGACCAUAACGAAGUUGGUUCACUCUCUCGUGUUCAUGUCCUGUCUCUCUCUGGUGGAAUCUCCAGAAAUUCAAGCAGUAAUCGGAAAUGACGUCAUUCUACCAUGCCACACCGUGUUUGACAAGAACAAUUCAAAAGUGACGUGGAAACACAGUGGCCAGAUUGUGCACACAUAUCAGUAUGGGAAGGACUAUCUAACUAAUCAGCACACUAACUUCAAAAAUAGAACAUCUCUCUUCCAUGAUGAAAUGACCAGAGGAAACCUUUCACUAAAACUGACCAAUGUCACUGAACGGGAUGCAGGAAGUUACAGCUGCGAGGUCCCAGAACAGUCCAAACAUCUCAUUACCCUCGUUGUUGAAAUUCAAGCAGUAAUCGGAGAUGACGUCAUUCUACCAUGCCACACCGUGUUUGACAAGAACAAUUCAAAAGUGACGUGGAAACACAGGGACCAGAUUGUGCACACAUAUCAGUAUGGGAAGGACUAUCUAACUAAUCAGCACACUAACUUCAAAAAUAGAACAUCUCUCUUCCAUGAUGAAAUGACCAGAGGAAACCUUUCACUAAAACUGACCAAUGUCACUGAACGGGAUGCAGGAAGUUACAGCUGCGAGGUCCCAGAACAUCCCGGACAUCUCAUUACCCUCGUUGUUGAAAUUCAAGCAGUAAUCGGAGAUGACGUCAUUCUACCAUGCCACACCGUGUUUGACAAGAACAAUUCAAAAGUGACGUGGAAACACAGUGGCCAGAUUGUGCACACAUAUCAGUAUGGGAAGGACUAUCUAACUAAUCAGGACACUAACUUCAAAAAUAGAACAUCUCUCUUCCAUGAUGAAAUGACCAGAGGAAACCUUUCACUAAAACUGACCAAUGUCACUGAACGGGAUGCAGGAAGUUACAGCUGCGAGGUCCCAGAACAUCCCGGACAUAACAUUACCCUCGUUGUUGAGAGAAAGCCCACCAAAGGUCCGGUUCAUGUUACAAGUAAGUAAAUAUCUACAUUACAUAUUUGUAAUGUGUUAAAAGUAUUUUAGCACUUAAACACAAUGUUUUUCAACAGAGAGAAAGCUAG
Messenger RNA from Micropterus salmoides (largemouth bass), 1222 nucleotides. RefSeq names its product CD276 antigen-like. The record is from RefSeq and is a predicted model, not a curated record. The transcript has 5 exons. Lineage: Eukaryota; Metazoa; Chordata; Actinopteri; Centrarchiformes; Centrarchidae. The coding region runs from base 132 to 1142 and encodes 336 amino acids.